CUGUAGAUCUAACUAAAAUUGCUGAAAUAAAGGCAUUUAUUAAUCGUUGUAGAAAAUUAAUAAAAUUUUUUACUAAAUCAUCUCAAAAGUUGGCAUUAUUGCGACAAGGGUUAACUAAUAUGAAAAUCAAGUCUGAAGGUCUAGAAACAUGGUGCCCAACUCGUUGGGGGUCUUUAUAUAAUACUACAAAUUCUAUAUUAGUUGAACGUCCGGUAUUUGACUGGAUGUUGCUCAAACAUCCCGGGUCAUUUACAGAUAUAGAAAUUUUUAAUUUAUUACAUGAUGAUAGCUUUUUUAUUACCUGCCGACAAGUUCGUUCAAUCUGGAAACCAAUAAAAAUUUGUAUAAAUGCCUUAGAGAGUGGCUCUGCAUCUUUAGCAGACUGUUUUAUAUAUAUGAUUAAGUUGGCAAUUGCCAUCUAUCAUAUUCCCGAUUCAAUUUCAUUUAAACCU
Cetraspora pellucida is the source of this 452-nucleotide messenger RNA. The record is from the annotation of a GenBank genome assembly. Lineage: Eukaryota; Fungi; Glomeromycota; Glomeromycetes; Diversisporales; Gigasporaceae.